Molecule: messenger RNA, 2781 nt
Organism: Myotis daubentonii (Daubenton's bat)
Lineage: Eukaryota; Metazoa; Chordata; Mammalia; Chiroptera; Vespertilionidae
Gene: SVOP
Product: SV2 related protein
Biological process (GO): transmembrane transport
Cellular component (GO): membrane
Molecular function (GO): transmembrane transporter activity
Source: RefSeq, a predicted model, not a curated record
AGCUUGCUCUGCCCUCCGCCCCCUCCUCUCCGCCCACUCUCGCCGCGGUCUCCUGGCGGCGGGGCUUUGUCUCGUGGGCUGGCUCCCCCGGCGGCUGCCUCCCCCGAACAGCUGCCGCCAGAGGGAGGAAGCGGCGUGGGAGCUGUCCGGCACCCCCGGUGCUGAAACCCCGACCGCUCGUCAUCCAGCACCACCAUGUAAGGGCCAUGAGAAGGGCUCGUCCUGGCGCAGCGCGGACAUGGAGGAGGACUUAUUCCAGCUCAGGCAGCUGCCGGUGGUGAAAUUUCGUCGCACGGGCGAGAGUGCAAGGUCAGAGGACGACGCGGCUUCAGGAGAGCAUGAGGUCCAGAUCGAAGGGGUCCGCACGGGCCUACAGGCGGUCGAACUAGACGAUGGGGCAGCUGUGCCCAAGGAGUUUGCCAAUCCCACCGACGAUACUUUCAUGGUGGAAGAUGCGGUGGAAGCCAUUGGGUUUGGAAAAUUCCAAUGGAAGCUGUCUGUGCUCACCGGCUUGGCUUGGAUGGCCGACGCCAUGGAAAUGAUGAUCCUGAGCAUCCUCGCGCCCCAGCUGCACUGCGAGUGGCGGCUCCCCAGCUGGCAGGUGGCCUUGCUGACCUCGGUGGUCUUUAUCGGCAUGAUGUCCAGCUCCACCCUCUGGGGAAACAUCUCAGACCAGUACGGCAGGAAAACAGGGCUGAAGAUCAGCGUGCUCUGGACUCUGUACUACGGGAUCCUCAGUGCUUUCGCGCCCGUGUACAGCUGGAUCCUGGUGCUCCGGGGCCUGGUGGGCUUUGGGAUCGGAGGGGUCCCCCAGUCGGUGACGCUGUAUGCUGAGUUCCUUCCCAUGAAAGCCAGAGCCAAGUGUAUUUUGCUGAUCGAGGUGUUCUGGGCCAUCGGCACCGUGUUCGAGGUCGCCCUGGCUGUGUUUGUGAUGCCCAGCCUGGGCUGGCGUUGGCUGCUGCUCCUCUCGGCUGUCCCGCUCCUCAUCUUUGCUGUCCUGUGUUUUUGGCUGCCGGAGAGUGCAAGGUAUGAUGUGCUGUCGGGGAACCAGGAAAAGGCCAUCGCCACCCUAAAGAGGAUCGCGACAGAAAAUGGAGCCCCCAUGCCGCUGGGGAAACUCAUCAUUUCCAGACAGGAAGACCGAGGCAAAAUAAGGGACCUUUUCACACCCCAUUUUAGAUGGACAACCUUGCUGCUGUGGUUUAUAUGGUUUUCCAAUGCGUUUUCUUACUACGGAUUAGUCCUGCUCACCACGGAGCUCUUCCAGGCGGGAGACGUCUGCAGCAUUUCCAGCAGUAAGAAGGCAGUAGAGGCCAAGUGCAGCCUGGCCUGCGAGUACCUGAGUGAGGAGGACUACAUGGACCUGCUGUGGACCACCCUGUCCGAGUUCCCAGGUGUCCUGGUGACUCUGUGGAUCAUUGACCGCCUGGGCCGCAAGAAGACCAUGGCGCUGUGCUUCGUCGUGUUCUCUCUGUGCAGCCUCCUGCUGUUCAUCUGUGUCGGCAGAACGAUGCUCACUCUGUUACUCUUCGUUGCAAGAGCGUUUAUUUCUGGAGGCUUCCAAGCGGCCUAUGUUUACACACCUGAGGUCUACCCCACGGCGACGCGAGCGCUGGGCCUGGGCACCUGCAGUGGCAUGGCAAGAGUGGGUGCUCUCAUCACUCCGUUCAUUGCUCAGGUGAUGUUGGAAUCCUCCGUGUACCUGUCUCUGGCGGUUUACAGUGGCUGCUGCCUCCUGGCUGCACUGGCCUCCUGCUUUUUGCCCAUCGAGACCAAGGGCCGCGGGCUGCAGGAAUCCAGCCACCGGGAGUGGGGCCAGGAGAUGGUGGGCCGAGGGACGCACGGCACAGGCGUCACCAGGUCGAACUCGGGCUCUCAGGAGUAGUGACCUCUGGGGGGCUGAGCUGGUCUUUGAGGCCGUGGAGCGCGGGGAGCUGGUGGAGCCCGUCUGGGGCGCCGACCGUCACUGCCGACACCAAGAACUCACCCAAGAGCACAACCUGGACCCCGGUGGCUCCUGUUCGCUGAGACCCACCCUCAGAUGGGGAGGCAUUCGCUCCGGGGGGAGGUUCUGGAUGUGUGGGGGGAGGCUUGUUAAUCACCUGUGGAUCUGCAUGGGAAAACUGCCACACCGGUGACCCUGGUAGCCAGCCAGACACCAUCCAGAGUUAGCCGGCCACACCCGUGGUGAGCAACAACCCAAAGGUCUCCAUAGACACAGUCCAGGCCCCGGCCCCGGGAGCCCUGCCGCCCACCAACCAGACCUGGUCAGUAGGUUUCUCCUACACCCCAGGCCCCCGGCUUUCUUCUUUGAAAUCGCAGGUGACUCGGGUGUGGCCUGCGCAGCUUUUUCUUGGGUUGGAGAAACGCUCCCUCCGAAAGGGGCCUCUCGGUUUGCCUCCCCAGGCAGGGCCUGACCCGUGGAGUCUCUGGCAGACAGACGUGCAUUUGACCUUGAGCCACGUGCCCCCCCUGGCCCCCUCGGGAGUUGCUGUCCCUGGUUCCAGGGGAUCCCAGUGUGUCCAUGGGGACAGCUGGGCUUGCAGCAGACGACAACCCCAGAAAGCUGUUACCCCAGACACUGGGGGCUGGGCCCACAGGGAGGCGAGAACCGAGCCCAAAGCCAAACAGGGCCCUCCCGUUCGGAAGCAGCAGAGGCCCCGUCGGCGCUUCUUUUCUGGCCCCUUCCUCGGUCAGGCGGAUUGGGGACUCUCGGGGGAAGAGGACAGUUCACUCAGGUCUCAGCGCUUUGGACUUGGAGCUUGGGUGGACGGAGAAAAA